Messenger RNA from Lutra lutra (Eurasian river otter), 5789 nucleotides. Its product is annotated as basic proline-rich protein-like. The transcript has 3 exons. Bases 1 to 747 code for a protein of 248 amino acids. NCBI's taxonomy places the organism in Eukaryota, Metazoa, Chordata, Mammalia, Carnivora, Mustelidae. The record is from RefSeq and is a predicted model, not a curated record.
AUGAAUCUGAAGGACAUGAUGGGGCCGCAGCAUCCCGCGCCCCCCGCACGCAAGAAACCACAGGAAGCGAGUGGCCCCAAGUUCGCUGCGCUCCAGUCCCUCUGCGGCUUGGCAGUCAGCCCGCGCCCCCCGCCCCGGAACGCCUCAGAGCGGGUGCCGGACGGGCCUCCCCUCUCGCCGGGCCGCGCUCCCGGCCCCGCGCAGACGCCCCCCUGCCCUCCCGCGCCCGGCGACGCGGCGCCCAGGCACCUACCUGCAGGCGGGGCGGCCGGGGUCCCUGCGCGCUGCUGCUCGGCGGCCGCGCGGGCUCUGGCGGGGCUCCGCGCCGGCCAGGGGGCGCUCGUCACCCCGCCGCCCGAGCGCCCGAGCGGACUCCGCGGACGCCCGCCCAGGAGCCCGCGCCCGGAGCCGCGUCCCCUCCCACCGCGGCCGCGCUCCUCCCCCGCGCAGCCCGCGCGGCUGCCGCUGGGCCCCGGGGACGACCCUCCGCGUACCCCCGCCCCGGGGAGGCGGAAGGUCGCCGGAAGGGGCGCCGCGCACCAGCCGCGGGCCGGGCUCGCGGGGCUUCUGCGCCUUCCCAAACUGAAAAUCGAAAACGAUCCUUCCGAAGGGAAAGGAUCAAGGUCGUUCGUUUCUGCCCUAAAGUUUCCUGGAAUGAUGCUGAAUUCAUACUGUGGUAUAGCCAUUUCGGUCCCCCUUAACUGGAACAGACAUGAUUCCUGCUUUGGAUCCAGAGCUAAGAAAUAAACGACUUCAAGAAUCUUAUCUCUGGAGAGAUGACAAUCCAUCUUCCUUCAACCGGGAAUUUGCAAGAAGGAGCCUGAGACAUCAUCACCUUCCUUUUAUUUUGGACCUAGCUGGCGAUUAUCUUCUGUCUCCAGAAGAGACCACGUCCUGCAUCUGUGAGGUUCACCUUCGAUAAAGGAUUUAGGAUAGAAAUUAAAGAGAUGAUGUUCUUAUUAUGAGCCUCAAAUCGGAGGAAGAUGGUAUUUGGGGAGAAGUGGGACAUGACAGACAGACCGUUUGAACAAAGGAUUAUUUAACAAGGACACUUCUGUCUCUGCAGUAAGUCACCACUCAGAGGGAAACCAGUUUGGACAAUUUCAUGAGGAGUUGGCUCUCCCCCUGUCACUUUCCGAAAGGCCUGGCAAAGACUGUUUUUAAAGGAGUCAGCCUGAAUCCCCAGAAGAAUGGCAUGGAAUUAGAAGACAAUGAUCUGCCAUUACCAAGACCAGAGAAACAUGUGGAGUCUAGUGUAAAUUUAUUCAGAAAAUGUAAAAAUUAUUCUAGGAGCUAUAGGUGAAAGUGACAGACAUGCAGAUGAAAAACAGGUAUUUUAAAUUCACAGCUGGGACAAGGGAAAGGGAGAUUUUUUUUUUUUUUCCUAUCCAGUCUAACUUUAUGCAUUCAAAUGGGAAAAAGGAUAAUUAGAAGUUAGAAAUUGUUAUUGCAAGAAGAGAGCUCUAAACACUGAAACCAAACUCACUCUCCCUUAGGGACUAAAUAAACCUUGAUUUCUAUUGGUAAGAAGAUUGAUACCAAUUCUUCCAAAUCAGGAGGGGGAAUGAUGAAUACUGAUUUUUAUCUUGAGUUAAAAGAGGAACAAGGUUCAUAAUGUGAUGUUUUUGAAAGUCCCGUCAUUGUUAUGUAUGCUUAGUAAAGUUAAGCUGGUUUUAAAAUCUUAGACAAGGUAUGGGAGGUAGGUAUAAUAUCUUCAUUUACAAAAAGGAGGAUGAGUGACCUCAUAGUAACUAAUAUUUAUUGUGCAUUUAUAACAUGUGCCGGGACAAGGUGUGCAACAUUAUUUAUUUCAUUUGAUUGUUACAGUAACUCCCCCGAGAUGGGGAAUAUCCUCUUCAUUUUAUAGAUGUAAGAGCUGAGCCUUAGGGAUCAAACAGGUGACUUGCCAGGCUCACUGAGCCAGUAAGUAAUGGAGUAUGCUUGACUCCUAGUCUGUUGAGCCCCAAAUGUAUGACUUUUAUCAUUAUAUACACAGAAACAAGAGCUGAAACUAUAGUCUGAUUCUUGAAACAGUAAAGGAAAUGUGUAUGGUUACAGAUGUCCUAGUUAACAUGGUAUUCUAAAGGGAAUUAACAUAUGUAUACAUGGCCAAUUUAUAAAUUAUAAUGUAUCAAAAUACCCACUUAACAAGGCAGCCAUAGAAAAUAAAGCAAGAAUUCAAUCUUUAAUGUUGUAGAACAUGUAGAGGUCAUUUUUUUCUUGAACAUCAACUAUUCUUAUAUUACAGAAGAACGAAAUUGAGCAUGAUAGUAUUUCUUCUUCACCACCCCCAAACCGUUUUCGUUUUAAGGUAGCGGAGUUAUAAAAACACUAUAUUACUGUCUUGUUUUAGUUGUGGCUUCUGAAAUACUAUAGCACUGAUUUUUUUUUUAAAGUCGUCACUGCUAACAGAGACUCUAAUUGCAACAUAAGUAUCUGAAUCAUGUAGCAAAUAGUAACAUUUUCAAUGUUGUUAUAGCAGAGAUACAAGUUAACACAAUAAACUUCUGGUGUGUUUGUGAGGUCUAAGGGCAGAAUCAGGGAGGAAGGAAAGGUACAGUAUUUCUAAGGAUCCACAGAUACAAUUCUGGAUUUGGUGAGUCCAAGGAUAUCAGCAUAAUGAGGACGGCCCAAAUGCAUAUAAAAUUUUGUCUGAAACUAAAGAGUUAUUGACUAGAUAGAAUUCUCUACAGAGACCCCCUUUUUAGUGAUUCUCUACCACUGAAAAGCAAAGCAACCUGAAAGUCCAAAAGCCUGAACAUUUGAUGAGAAAUUCUCCACAGGGAGGACCAAUAAAUCUGAGAACUAAUCUGUGAAUCCCAGAGGAAGAAAUCGAGAUGAACCCUGUCAUUUAUGAAUUUGGUUAUUAUAAUUCUACAAUUUGUCAUAAUGCAGUUGCCUAGGAUGUUAAAAAUCUAUCAGUGAAGGCACAUUACUUUAGAUUAAACCACUUUAUUCUCUCAAUCCUUUUUUUUAAAAAGCAAAUACCACACCUGCCCUUCACUACUCUCUUCUUCAUCCACACCCUCAAAUACACACCACUGAUGGUUUUAUUUUGACAUUACACACACACACACACACACACACACACACAAUUUAUGUUGUACUAAAUGAGAUAGCCAGGUUUAUUCCAGCUUUAAAAUUCUGAAAAUAAAUGCCAAUUAAAAGAAAGUUCUGAUUGUCAGUGAUGGGGAAUGUGAUAUAAUUUGCUCCUAGUACGCAUUCUAUUUAAAUAUAUUCACUAGAAUAAAAAAUUAAAAUACUGUCAAGGAAGUCAUACACUGAUAGCACAGGAAACACCGAAAAUCAUUACUUUCUUCUUUGUGCAUAACUGUCCUCCCUACAUCAGAGUCUCAACUGUUCACUUUCAAGUAUAAAUUUUAUGAAACAGAAAUUUAAGUAAUUUUUUUCUCACUGGUUAGAACAGUGGCCUAAUGAGAUUAAAUUGACCAUAUUUAGCUGUUGUGUGAGUCAGUUCAAGGUGCUAUGUUGCACCGUCACACAUCAUCCUCCAGCCCAGCCAUCUCACCCCUGAAAUGUUUGGUUUUAACCCCAAAUGGCAACCCUCAAGACUGGUUAUUUUUUUUACACUUAUAUUGGCUCAUAAGUUGUAAGUAGAUCCAAAGCUGACAUUUUCUUCUUCUUUUUCUUUUUCUGCUUGUUACUCGACAGAGUCAGCAAAUAAAAGAAGUAAAGCACUGCAUUUGGGAUUUAACAUAUCUUUGGAGAGUGGAGGUUUUGUCUCUGUUUUACACAUGAAACACACAAACUCACAUAUACACACAGAUUGUUCAGUAUUUGAGUAAAUGUACUCUGAUGAUUAAAGAAAAACCUGUGAUCUCUAAGUAAUCAUAUCAGUAGCUUCUCUUUAUUUGUACAUUUAUGCAACAUUUAAAAUGAUGAAAAAUGGUGUUUUCACACCUCCUAUUUGAACUUGAUGGAGAUAUGCUCAGAACCAAAGCUAAGUGUAUAGAAUCAUUAUGCUGUGUACCCCAAGCUGAGGUGGCAUUCAUUGUCCACUAUAUUCCAAUAAUAAUUUUUCUUGAAAAAAUCAAAGACACGUAGUAUCUCAGAUUAGAAGAUAUGCUUAUUUUUCUAAAUAGAUGACAGAUGUCAUACAUUAUUUCAAAAUUUCAAAAUUUCAAAAAUUCUGUCCUCCAAGUGUUUGUUUUAAAAUUAGUAAAAGGGGAGGUAGUCUUAUCACAUCCUUCAGACUUCUUAGGGAGAAUUGAGUAGACGAGAUCUUUAAAGUACUUUGAUCCCCAGAAAACCUUAAGAAGAGAAUGCUGCACUUUGAAUGCUCAACUACCAUUUGUAGAGCAUUUGUACCAUGGUAUUUUACAUAAAUCACCUUGUUACACUGUUAUAACAAUCCCAUAAUAUGGGUGUUGUUAUUCAUACUUUACAGAUGAGAGCAUCGAGGUUCGGAGAGGAUAAGUAACUUACCCAGUAUCUCACAGCAAGAGUGGUUGAGCCAAAAUCAGAACUCAGGUGGGCUCAUUUGGAUCCACUAAGCUGUGUCUGGAGAAUUCUGGCCAUCAUCUACAAAGGCUAAAAAUGGGGGUCAUAAUCUACAAGAUGAUUUUUAAAAAUACUGUUUGUUAUUUUUCCUAGGAUAAAAGUCACACAUUUACUUGUAUGCACAUACACAUACACACACACCUAGAUAUUAGAGAAAGGCAAGAACAAACAAACAAAAAAAAAGGACUGCUCAUAACUCCCCAAUCCAAGACAAUGAACAUUUUGUUAUAUUUCCUUACUAUCUUUUAACUAUGUGAAAUUUGGGGAAUUAUUUUAUUUUAAAAAUAAAUUUUAUUUGUUGUCUGAUCAUAAAGUAAUGGAUAUUCAUCAGAGGUCAUUUGAAAAACAUAAAUGUGUGUAUAAAAGAAACUUUAAUUCCUUCAUAAGCUCAAAAUAUAAAGAUAACUAAUCUCUUGGUCUCUUAUUCUCGUUGUUGACUGAGGACACAAGUCUUGAGACAUAAGCUAAAACUACCUGUAUCAUGUGUGUCACUUAGAGUCAAUGAAAUCUUUUUAGUUCUUUGAUUUUUUUUCUUGAUUUGUUGAUGUUUUAUUUGUCAAGGAAUUGCAAAUAUGAUUUUUAGACAGAUGAUUGUAAUUCUCCCUUUGCUCUAAAUAAGACUGGCUACUUUACUUUUUACUAAAUGACACAAAUUAUUCCCCCCUACACAAAAUACCUUCAAGAAUGAACAAUGCCACUGUUUGAAUCUGCCCUUAUAAUUCUACAGAGUGGUUUAUUUUUUUUUUUCUUCAAAUGUGACUUGCUUUAAGCCGUGUCCCCUUCACAGUGAAAGAAAACCAACUCCCUGUUUACUAAUUGGCUCAUGCACUUUUAGCUAGAGGAGAAAGCUUUUGGUCAGGCCAAAGAAACUGAUUCUGGCGGCCAGAUUAAGUAAAUAAAUUUAGGUGUUACGUAAAUCUGGGAGGGCUGCAGAAAUGUGGAUUAAUUUUAAUCCCACUAAGAAAGUUUGUCUCUAGGCAAAAGACAAGAAAGCUGUUGCUUGAGAACUUUCAUGUCUUGUGACUUGACCUGCCAAGGGCACUUAAAAAGACUUAAAACCUUAAGAACUUAAAAAGGCUUCUGGGUGAAACACAGCAAGGUGCAGAAAAUUCUAGUUGCUAGAUGUUAUUACCCAGCUUCUACUUUUCCUGGGAACCUAGUAAAACCUCACUCAAGAAACCAAACAAGAAAUCAACUGGAACUGUUUAUACAUAGGUUCUUGAGGUUAUCGUGGCCUUCUGCAUGUACCACAGAGUGUCAAAGAACUU